UUUAGGUAGUCUGUUAAAAUGCCGGAACUAAUUAUUCGCCUUUUUCCAAGAUGGCGUCGAUGAGGGACAGCGACACCGGCCUGUGGCUUCACAACAAACUCGGCUCUACGGACGAGUUGUGGACGCCUUCGAGCAUCGGCUCUCUGCUCACCGUGUCGGUUAUCGACAACAUCCGACUGUGUUUCUCCAAUUUAUCUCCUCCGGUGAAGCUGAAACUGCUGCUCGGCAUGCUGCAUCUCCCGCGCAGGACUGUGGACGAGAUGAAGGAUGCUCUGUCAGAAAUCAUUCAGUUGGCCACAGUGGACUCCGAGCCCUGGGUGCUGAUGGUGGCCGACAUCCUCAAGUCCUUCCCAGAGACGGGUUCUCUCAAUCUGGACCUGGAGGAGCAGAACCCCAACGUGCAGGACAUCCUGGGAGAGCUGAGAGAAAAAGUGAGUGAGUGCGAGGCGUCGGCCAUGCUGCCUCUUGAGUGUCAGUAUCUGAAUAAGAGUGCUUUGACCACGCUGGUGGGUCCCCUCACACCUCCCAUCAAACACUUCCAGCUCAAGAGAAAACCCAAAAGUGCUACACUGAGAGCUGAGCUCCUCCAGAAGUCCACAGAAACCGCACAGCAGCUGAAGAAAACCGCAGGAGUGCCUUUCCACGCUAAAGGACGAGGUCUCGUCAAGAAGAUCGACACUACAACGCCGCUGAAGGGGAUUCCCAAAGCUCCGUUCCGCAGCCCCACCGCACCCAGCAUGUUCCCUUCCAGUAACAGGGCACCCAUCACCCCGACUCGCACGCCGCUGCGCAAAGAGAGAGGGGUCAAGUUAUUAGACAUCUCAGAGUUGGACAUGGUCGGAGCAGGCAGAGAAGCAAAGAGGAGAAGAAAGACACUGGACACUGAAGCAGGAGAGAAGGUGGCCAAAGAGGAGGCAGUGGUGGAGAACGCAACCCCCGACUAUGCUGCUGGUCUGGUAUCUGCACAGAAAUUGGGGUCAUUGAACAACGAGAGCGCGCUACCGUCGACCAGCUACCUCCCAGCCACGCCCAGCAUGGUGCCCUCCUCCUCUUACAUUCCCAGCUCAGAGACGCAGCAGGCCAGCACAGGUGCUACAAACCGGCAGCCCGAGGAAUCGACGGCAAGCGGCGCCGCAGCCUCGACGCUCCCGGGUCAGUUUAAACAGAGAGCGCCCAUGUACAACGCCAGCACUGCCAGUCCCACAGCUCCCACCUCUCCCACCACGCCCGCCAGCACACCCCACAACAACACCCCUCCCACCGCCGCCACUGCAACACAACCGGACACGGCCACGCCUCCAUCCACCACCGCAGCUCAAGCCACGCCCACGCCUGCCCCCCAGCAACCUCAGCCCAAAAAGAAUCUAUCGCUCACGAGAGAACAGAUGUACGCCGCACAGGAAAUGUUUAAGACUGCAAACAAAGUCACCCGACCCGAGAAAGCUCUUAUCCUGGGCUUCAUGGCAGGAUCGAGAGAGAACCCAUGUCCGGAGCAGGGUGACAUCAUCCAGAUCAAGCUGAGCGAGCACACAGAGCUUCUUCCUAAAGCGGACGGUACAGGCAGUACUACCAUGCUGGUGGACACGGUGUUUGAGAUGAACUACUCCACAGGCCAGUGGACCCGCCUCAAAAAAUACAAACCCAUCACCAAUGCAUCCUGAGGAGCUGGAAAACACACACACACACACACACACACACACACACACACACACACACACACAUACAUACACACAUCAAUCACAUUGUCUUUUGAAGAAGGCAACACACACACAUCAUAUAUUUGAUCUGAGAAACACACACACACACACACACACACAGAGUAUCUGGGCCAAAACGACAGACUAAGAAACUGUCUUGAUGGUAAAGUCGUGUUUAAGCGGAGUGAGGUGGACUUCUUAUUUUGCUAAGCUCACUUCCUGUCUAUGUUCCUGUAUUGCCAAAAGUCAGGGAACUACUUUCUACAUAUAUAUAUUUUUUUUGUUUUCUGGUUUGUAAUACGUUCUUUAAUUAUCAUUGCCCGGUUGUUGAAGAUGGGUUGGAAUAGAGGUGGGGUUGUUGCUCCGGGACGUUUUUAGCUUCUUUGAUUGACCCCUGUAUGUUUGGCCUUACACGCCGUUACAUGUUCCAAAACACACAAACAUGUCCAUCUGUUUCAAUGUGAGAAAAUGAGAAAAUAAUUACAUUUGCAAAAAAGAAAAAAAAAGAUAAACCAUAGGUUGUUUGCUGGUUAGAUAUUUUUGGAGAAUGAUUGUUUGUUCUUCAGUCAUCAGGAGAAGGAAAGAAAUAAAUCGAUCCAUGUCCGGA
Ictalurus punctatus (channel catfish) is the source of this 2304-nucleotide messenger RNA. It is a transcript of the gene nelfa, whose product is annotated as negative elongation factor complex member A. Bases 51 to 1661 code for a protein of 536 amino acids. Gene Ontology annotation, biological process: negative regulation of transcription elongation by RNA polymerase II. The transcript has 11 exons. NCBI's taxonomy places the organism in Eukaryota, Metazoa, Chordata, Actinopteri, Siluriformes, Ictaluridae. Gene Ontology annotation, cellular component: NELF complex. The record is from RefSeq and is a predicted model, not a curated record.